GGAGGUGAAAACAAUCUUGUAUCCAUCGCUGCCUGCCUUGCAAAUUUAAAUCAGCUGCUAGUGUUUAUAAUGAAUUUUAUUGUUAUUUGCAUCUCGUAGAGAAUAUCUAGAAGAUCUAUUCAAUUUUUUAAGGUUAGCCUCGGGCCGAUUUUCCACUGUUCCGCGAAUGUUUGCAGCUGCUGGCUGAAAGCUGCUCCAUUUUUAUCUGGAAUUGGACGUUUUCCGAGCAUGUGAUGCAUGCAAAUUUUUAGGAACUCAAAAUUUGCGUUGUUCCGUUCCGGAAACCGAUGGCAUCCAGAUGUAUUCAAACUCUUAAUGAUCUGGACAAGAUAUCCGAUAGGAUCUACUCCAAACAUUCAAAGGUAAACACUUGGUUAGCAUUUGCAUCGUGAAGCGACAGUAAAUUUUCUGCCCUCCAAAUUAUAACUUGAGGUCGACCUGUUACCUUAAUUGAGCUAAUUAUCAACAGUUGUUUUCCUUAGACAAUUUGUUUAUUAUGUUUAUUUUAAAUAUUUAGGGGCGUUUUCGUGCUGGUAUUGAAGCCAAAUUGAAAGCCGCGAGAGAGAAAGCCGAACGAUCGUUGCGGGAAAUCGACGAAGAAUCUCCUUCAUGCAGUUACAAGGAGACAAAUACUUGUCGAUCUAGUAUCAGGUAACGUAUUCUUAACUCGAAUUCCGCUCUAAUGAAAAUUUAAUUAACGAAUUAGUUAGGUAAAUCAUGGUAAAUUCGAGAAGGGAAACAGCUAUGUUUCCAUUAUGAAAGGGAGAUUGAGAACAGAGAAGCUUAUCAGCUAGAGGGUGUUAUUUUGGACUAACACUAAAUUCUCCUGUCUGGUUCUGCUUCUACAACCAUUUGUAAAAAUGUUGAGACAACCUAGGCAAAAAGUGCAUUUACUGACUUCAUCGAUUGGAUAAGAAGAACUUUUGCAUCAAAAAUCUAAAAGCUGCCCCCCUUCCCUGGUUCAAUGUUGUUCAUCAAUGUUUUGUACAUGGUACUGCCUAACUAAAUAUACUGACAUCGCAAAGGGGAAGGUUGGAAGGAUCAACUUUCCCCUCCUGUGGGCUAAACAUCAUCGCUAGUGCUUCUUAGUGCACCAUGCCACAGAAACCAAGGCCAUGACCACUGGGAUCUUAUAAUUAACCUUAAACUAUGACGUGGAAAUGUGAUCUUUAGAUUAUAGGCCAGCAGAUUUCAAAUUAAGCUGAGUGGUACAUGAUUUACAUAGAACCCCACCACCAAUAGCACCCCACCAUCUAUAACACCCCACCACUCAUAGCACCCCACCACCCAUAACACUCCACCACCCAUAGCAUCCCACCACCCUUCCAGCAUUGUGGAAAAAGGAACAAAAGUUACAAAUCUUUGUAUCAUUUCAGGCCAUCAAGUUCAACUCCAUCCUCCAGAACUUUUUCAAUGUCUGUUUCAACUUCAUCAAGAUAUGUAACUUCAGAACGUCAAAGCAAAAUACGAAGAGAAAACGUACACAAACCUUCCUCUACAAAAUCAGCUCCAAAUGAGCAAAGAGUCAGAGCUCAGAGGAGGAAAACCAAAUCAUGUCCAAGCUGCUCAAUAGCUGACAAAACAGAGGAGGAGCAAAAAGGUUGCAGUGGCCAUCUUCCUUACACUGUGUCAUUUUUUGGCAAGUACAAUGGAAAAGAAUCAGAAUAUAAACCAACUGCCUGGUUCAACCUCCCUCAAGAGACAAGCGUUGGUGUGAUUGAUACUUUUGCUUGUGAUGAGAAGAACAAGAAGCCAAUUUGUUACUCAGUGGAUAAUAAAAAAGGGGAAAGUGUGCCUAAUCUUUUGAGACAUAACUUGCCAGUGAGGGUGGGACAAAAUGGUAUUGUAAGAACUGAGAAGAAAGUGGAAUUAAUACCGGAAACUGAUGAUGGAAAUACAAAGCAAGGGAAGAAACGCACAGCUCCACUGAACUGGGAGGAGCAGCUGAAUUGGCAUAAUGUGAGUCUCCUGAGUUUCUUUAUUGUUAGCACUUAAUUAGCAGGCUCCAGACAAAUCUAGACAUGCCUUUCUGCCAGGUGGUCAAGAAGACUGUGAGCCUUGUGAGUCCUUUACUGCAAUAAUGUGGGUUUGAUAGUCUGGUAGUGGUGACUGACGUUUUGACAAACUGAGCAGAAGUCAUCAUCAGAGUCAAGUGAAUAGUUGUUGUCAGUCAAAUGUUGCGAGUCUUAACUCCCAAGAUCUCAUAAGUAAUUCUCCUUACUGUCUCCCAUACAGUUCUUGUAAUGUAAUUUUGGAGAAUUUGGUAUUGGAUCAACUGGUAAUCCCCUAACCGAUCUUUUUCUUUAUUCUCAUCUCUUGUUUGCUUGAUAUUGUAUUUAUAUUUUAAGGAGAAAUUCUGUCAUGGUCACUCAUGAGGGUUAUUAAAGGGUUAACUUAAAUUCAAUUUUUACCCAACCUCUUCAUUGAAGUAUGAUUUCUUGAUUUAUAAAUAGAGAUUCCUUUUCAUAAACAGGCAUGUGUUGUUUCAUCAGCCUUAAAGUCAGAGAAGGAUUCCUCCUCAAAGGUACGAGAAACAAUGUAAAAAUUAGAAAAAUGUGAAAAAAUAGUAAGGCAUUCCUGAUUGUAAUCAAGAAGGGUGGGGUAAAACAACUGAUUGAUGGGUGUGGGAUGGGAGAUAAUAGGGGAAUACAGUUGGCUGUGAUGUCACAAUCUGAUUGGCUGUGAUGUCACAAUCUGAUUGGCCAAUUUGCUGUUGUGGAUAGGGGGACAGACAAUGCUGCUUGUGUCAAUGUGUCACACAAUGGUUACUCACUAAAAGAUUUAUUUCAUUUGAUGUCAAUAUUGUAGUAUUAAAAAACAAAUUGACAAUGGUUUAGUGUGGUCUGUACUCAUAUCAAUAACAAUGUUUGUCAUCACAGUGGUCAAAAUUUGUUGCAGACUUACUCAGCUGUGCCUUGUGAGUCAACAACAUUUUGACCACUGAUGACAAAUAUUGGUUUUGAUAAGAGUACAGACCACUCUAAACCACUUUCCAUUUGUUAAUUUGAUUCUGUUUAUAAGAAGACUCAUCUUGAAUGGUAAUCUCCAUGAUCUAAUACUUUUUACAUCUGCAUAAUUCAAGUACACUUAUUCCAUUGAUUAAUUUCCUAUUCAAGAGUUACUUGUUAGGCCCAUUGAAAGCAGACUCAACACAGCUCUUAGAAGGCAUAAACCAUCACGCUAAAAAAUUUACAAUUAUAUUCAGUUUUAUGAGAGUAAAUAAAAACAGUGUAAUUUUUUAAACUUUGAGAUAAAGUAGCCCAAUAGCUGCAUCAAUGCCUUGCUUUUUUAAUGAAACAAUUGAUGUUCUUUCCUUACAUUGUGAUGCAUCUAGUCAGGAGUUUGCAGAAAGAACUCUUUCAACUGACGAUGUUGCUACAUCACCUUAAAACUUUUUAAAGGUAAAUGUUAAAUUAAAAAUUCUAUUAUAUAAUGAUGCACUUUAAAUAAAACACUGCUGGUGAACAAAAUAAAUACAUGAUAUAUGUACCAAAACAUCAUACUUUCACUUCUGUAAUCUUUGGGAAGCAUUUUUAUUCCAAUUAUGAAGCAAGGGUCAAUGCAUUGCACCCAUCUUACAAUUUACAAUACUACUCUCUGGGUCGCUUAUGUGUAGUACAAUACCCGCAUGCGUGUGUCAAACGCGUGUAGUACGUGUGGCUUUACGAGACACGCGAAAGCUGUGCCAUGCAAGUAAAACGUAUGGCUAUGAUCCAACUCAUAAAUAAAGUAUUUAAACAAUACCUCAGUAACUUAAGCAGCUAGAAGUGUGUAAAGUUUAAAAUGUGAGGCACAGAACCUUCUGGACAUCUUAACUGCGAUCUUUUUGCAAAAACAAAUUUAAUUUUAAAGCUAAAAGAGUAAAUUUUACUAUUCCUGGCUGCUGGAGAAAUGAUUAGAAGUUUAAAAUUGAAAACCUUGUUGAGAUAGUGGAAAGAGUCUGGGUUUAAAAGUACUUUUGUCUUUUUGUUCUCGUAACUAAGAUCUUUAUUCAUUUGAUAGUUCUGUGUUUUCCAUAGGGCUUGUAUGAAUCACAUCCAGUUAUUUUCCACCACAAGAAAGCGCAGCAAAGGAAUGUCUAUACACGAAAGGAGGAAAACUAUCUUUCACCAGCUUACAAGCUCAGUUUAGAAACACGCUGGGUAUAUCCCGAUCGAAGGAACUUAAUUUCCGCAAAAGAUAAAUGUAUUACUGCUGUGGAAAUUGAGGAUAACAGAACUGAUGAACUGGUGAAGGUCGGUAUGGAAAGUGCAGAUCGUGCAGAGCACGAUGGAAAACAUAAUGAAGAGAAGGUUCCCAAAAAGGUUACCUUCGAAGAUGAAAGAGUUGUGAGAAAGAAAACAGCAAGGAAUCCAAAAGGAAAGAAUAGAGAGGUAAACGAUAAGAGGAAAACUAAUACUGUUGAAAUCAUUUCUAAAACUGACCAAGCUGAAAAAGUUAGUUUACAGCAAAGAGUUCGUCCAAAAACUAGUCAAGGAAGAUCUGGAGGACCAGAUAAUGAAGUAAUGGCGAGCGAUAGGAAAAUGUGUCGACCGCACUCUGCUCCUCCUGCUCCACCGUCCACUCCAAGGCUCCCGACAGAAUCCAGAUUUUCCAGGUGUAUGCCUAUAACGAUAACGAUCCCGACACAAGGUGAUUUAACAGAAAGCAGUAGCGACCUAAACUUAGGAAACAGAAUAAGCGUUGAACCAGAAACGCCUGCUGAAAUCAGUGUCAGUGUUAGUCCUGGGGAAAGCGAGGAAACUCUCGUUGAAAGCGAAGAGAGUCCAGCAUUUUCUGUCGACAUUACUCCAAGUUCUUCACCUGAAAAAAUCACCCCGAGGUGCGUUUCCUUCACUAAGGCUCCCAGAUCUGCGCCAGUCUCUAGAACCACACCAAGACCUGAAAAUGAAACUCUUCGAUCGAGAUCAUCCACAGCUCUUCAAAGAGAGCCAUACAGGCCGCCCUCACCCGUUGUCUUUGAGUCAGAGUCUUCUUUAGAGUUGCCCAAAGAUUUGCCCCCCGCCCAAGCCGUUGUGGCUCUAAGGAAAAAAAUUCGCGAAGAUCUUGCCCAGCAAAAUCGUGAAUUACAGUUAGAAAUUCAGCACUUGUACUUAAAAAAGCAUACAGAGUAACUAUUUUUUUUAAAAUAAAGACCGU
This is a messenger RNA of Pocillopora meandrina, 5139 nucleotides long. Lineage: Eukaryota; Metazoa; Cnidaria; Anthozoa; Scleractinia; Pocilloporidae. The record is from the annotation of a GenBank genome assembly.